AUGCCCUUUACAAGCCCCAAUACAUCGAAAGCCGCCGGUUGCAAAGAUGUCAACGCAGCGCUUUGCGGUCUCAAGGACAUGACAGGCUCAGGCAUUAAGGAUAUCAAAUUAAACAUUGCGCUCGAUCGCUGCCUGGCCCCCAUCACCCUGUAUUUUGCGAUGCCCCUGCCUUAUAACAUGCGCCCGACGGCGCGCACCUUUGUGAAGCCGACAGCUGACACCCGGCAGGAAGCAGCUGGGCCCGGACCUGAGGCGUCCUGGACCCCGGGCACGGCGAGGCCAGGCCUCUCCAAGGGCUUCAGCUGA
Messenger RNA from Volvox carteri f. nagariensis, 306 nucleotides. RefSeq lists its product as uncharacterized. NCBI's taxonomy places the organism in Eukaryota, Viridiplantae, Chlorophyta, Chlorophyceae, Chlamydomonadales, Volvocaceae. The transcript has 2 exons. Bases 1 to 306 code for a protein of 101 amino acids. The record is from RefSeq and is a predicted model, not a curated record.